AUGGGGAUCAUCGAAAGGAUCAAAGAAAUCGAGGCCGAGAUGGCUCGGACGCAGAAGAAUAAAGCUACAGAGUAUCAUUUGGGUCAGCUCAAGGCAAAGAUUGCAAAGCUCAGGACACAGCUGUUGGAGCCUCCAAAGGGUGCUAGUGGAGGCGGGGAAGGUUUUGAAGUUACCAAGUACGGUCAUGGACGUGUUGCGCUUAUAGGAUUUCCAAGUGUUGGAAAGUCCACCCUUUUGACGAUGUUAACUGGAACACAUUCUGAAGCAGCCUCGUAUGAAUUUACAACACUUACAUGCAUCCCUGGAGUAAUUCACUACAAUGACACAAAGAUCCAGCUUCUCGAUCUUCCUGGAAUUAUUGAAGGUGCUUCGGAAGGAAAGGGGCGAGGAAGGCAGGUUAUUGCUGUUGCAAAGUCUUCCGACCUUGUAUUGAUGGUUCUUGAUGCCUCAAAGAGUGAAGGCCACAGGCAGAUAUUGACUAAGGAACUUGAGGCAGUGGGCUUGCGGCUAAACAAAAAGCCUCCACAGAUAUACUUUAAAAAGAAGAAGACUGGUGGAAUCUCUUUCAAUACUACAGCACCCUUAACUCACAUUGACGAGAAGCUCUGUUAUCAAAUCCUGCAUGAGUACAAAAUCCACAAUGCUGAGAUCCUAUUUCGUGAGAACGCCACAGUGGAUGACUUUAUCGAUGUAAUUGAAGGCAACCGCAAGUAUAUUAAGUGUGUUUAUGUGUACAACAAAAUAGAUGUUGUUGGGAUAGAUGAUGUGGAUAGACUAGCACGGCAGCCAAAUUCCAUUGUUAUUAGCUGCAAUCUAAAGCUAAACUUGGACAGACUACUUGCAAGAAUGUGGGACGAAAUGGCCCUUGUGAGAGUUUACUCGAAGCCUCAAGGCCAGCAACCAGAUUUCGAUGAGCCUUUUGUCCUCUCAUCUGAUCGAGGUGGCUGCACAGUUGAAGACUUCUGUAACCAUGUCCACAGGACUCUGGUGAAGGAUAUGAAGUAUGCCCUUGUGUGGGGCACAAGCGCAAGGCACAAUCCUCAGAACUGUGGUCUUUCUCAGCAUCUUGAAGACGAAGAUGUUGUUCAGGUCGUCAAGAAAAAGGAGAGAGACGAAGGAGGAAGAGGCCGGUUCAAGUCGCACUCAAACGCUCCUGCGAGAAUUGCAGACCGAGAGAAGAAAGCUCCUCUUAAGCAAUAA
Molecule: messenger RNA, 1200 nt
Organism: Microthlaspi erraticum
Lineage: Eukaryota; Viridiplantae; Streptophyta; Magnoliopsida; Brassicales; Brassicaceae
Source: the annotation of a GenBank genome assembly